UCGAUUGAAUCAAUCUCCUAUAAAUUGCGUCUUAGCUCCCUCUAACACUUCAUAUCAAUCACCAACUAUCUUACUUUAAAUAAGGAGCUUCUUAUUUCAUCUGCUUAUUCGUAUCUUAAUCUUGCUUUGGAAAUAUAUACAUUGAAUAGUAAUGGCGGGUUACUAUGCCUAUACCAAUCUUACGUUCUUUUAUCUUUUGUUUACCACACUGAUGACGUUGAACAAUUACAGCAUUUCUGUUCAAGCCCAAACCCGAGUUGGAUAUUACUCGAGAACUUGUCCAAGAGCUGAAACCAUAAUCCGAUCAACAGUCGGUACCCAUUUUCGAUCAAAUCCCACCAUCGCUGCUGGUCUACUUAGAAUGCAUUUUCAUGAUUGUUUUGUUCAGGGAUGUGAUGCAUCUAUCCUUAUUGAUGGAACUUCCACUGAAAAAACUGCUAGACCUAAUCUUCUAUUGAGAGGUUAUGAAGUUAUUGAUGAUGCAAAAACACAGCUUGAAGCUGCUUGCCCUAACGUCGUUUCUUGUGCUGAUAUUCUAGCCAUUGCUGCUCGUGACUCUAUUGUCGUGAGUGGGGGUGCAAGCUGGUCGGUACCAACAGGUCGGUUAGACGGUCGGGUAUCAAUAGCAUCAGAGACUGAUAAUCUACCUGGUUUUACAGACUCUAUUGAAGUUCAAAUACAGAAGUUUGUAGAUAAAAAACUUAAUACUCAAGAUCUUGUUACUUUAGUUGGAGGCCAUACAAUUGGGACAUCAGCUUGUCAAUUCUUCCGAUACAGAUUAUACAAUUUCAAUGGAACUGGAACUUCCGACCCCACAAUCAACCCAUCAUUUCUUACAACCUUACGAAAUCUUUGUCCAGACAAUGGCGAUGCAUCUAGACGUGUAGCACUAGACACUGGUAGCGAAAACAGAUUCGACCAAAGUUAUUACACGAACUUGGGGAAUGGAAGAGGAGUUCUAGAAUCUGAUCAGAAGCUAUGGAAUGAUGCCUCAACACGAACUUUUGUUCAACGCUUUUCAGGUCCAUUUAGAGGCUUGAGCAGAUUGAUAUUCAAUGUUGAGUUCGGUCGGUCUAUGGUGAAAAUGAGUAAUAUUGAAGUGAAAACUGGUACACAAGGCGAGAUUCGAAGAAUUUGUUCUGCCAUAAAUUAACACGUAGUAUAACUUGGCUCCGUUUGAUGUUUUGUAAGAAUUUGUUUCAUGUCAUUUAUAUGCAUUGACGCAUAACAAUGUCAUUUGUCAAGUAUCAUUCAACCAAUAAAUGUGUAAUCGAAUUGUGAAGUUCUAUAAAAGUUGGGUAAACACGGAAACUAAACUAUAAAUUUGAAGAA
Messenger RNA from Papaver somniferum (opium poppy), 1332 nucleotides. Its product is annotated as cationic peroxidase 2-like. The record is from RefSeq and is a predicted model, not a curated record. Gene Ontology annotation, molecular function: peroxidase activity; heme binding. Gene Ontology annotation, biological process: hydrogen peroxide catabolic process; response to oxidative stress. The transcript is spliced from 3 exons. Lineage: Eukaryota; Viridiplantae; Streptophyta; Magnoliopsida; Ranunculales; Papaveraceae. Gene Ontology annotation, cellular component: plant-type cell wall; plasmodesma. The coding region runs from base 152 to 1153 and encodes 333 amino acids.